Nematolebias whitei (Rio pearlfish) is the source of this 2686-nucleotide messenger RNA. Its product is annotated as transcription initiation factor TFIID subunit 4. Gene Ontology annotation, molecular function: protein heterodimerization activity; RNA polymerase II general transcription initiation factor activity; DNA binding. The record is from RefSeq and is a predicted model, not a curated record. Gene Ontology annotation, cellular component: transcription factor TFIID complex. Bases 2 to 2686 code for a protein of 894 amino acids. Gene Ontology annotation, biological process: transcription initiation at RNA polymerase II promoter; DNA-templated transcription. NCBI's taxonomy places the organism in Eukaryota, Metazoa, Chordata, Actinopteri, Cyprinodontiformes, Rivulidae. The transcript has 14 exons.
GAUGGCGGGAGCCUCCGACCCGCUGGAGGACGUGCUCUCCGACGAGGUGGACCAGAAGGCGGUCAGCGACCUGGUCGGCUCUUUGGAGUCCCAGCUGGGCGACAGAAAGACUCCCGUGGCUUCUUAUUCCGACGGGAAAGGAGACCCAGCAGCGGCCGCUGCCGGACACUUCUCAGGGAAACUGCGAGAUCAAGUGGGGUCCGCGGAGCAGCCGCCGCAACAAGGGCAUCCGAAAGCUGGGUCGACCCGGGAGCCCGGCGUUAACGAGCCGCUGUCCGGCCAAGCUCUCCCCUCUUCGACAUCCACAGGAGUCGCGGGGACCGUUAGAACCGCCGGAACCAGCCUGCAGACGGUGGGAACACCUACUCUAACCGCCUCGCCCGGACCGGGACCCGUAACUUUGAGUACUCAGCCCGUCGCUAGCUUCCACCGGACUGCGGUCCUGGGUCCGAGCGCGGCUCUCAACUCCGCGGAGGCGAUCCGGACCUCCUCUCCCGGAUUACAGGGCUUGAACGGCAGCGCCGGAGCCGGUGUUCCUCCGCCCGGUGGGGUCAGCUCUGUCAUCAGCGCCGGGGGCUCCACUAUCGUCGGGUCUAUGGCUUCCCAGCCCGGCUCCCCCGCCGUGGCCCUGCAGGGUCACCCCAGCCCGGUGAGCAGCGCCGCCCAGAACGGCCUGGAGCUCAAAGGUGCCCCAUCCACCCCAGCCUCUCAGGUCCUGAACCACAGCAACCCUCUGAUGCACACCAAGUUGCUGGUGGCGGGCCAGACCCCCACCGGGACCUCCGUCAUCUUAACCAGCACCCCACCUCCGGCUGCAUCCCAGUCCCCCAUCAUUCAGACCCAGACUGGGACCAGCACCGUUGGAGCCAAGCCCAUCAUCAAUGGUGUUGCUCAGCCCAUGGCCAUGGUCAGACCGCCUAGUGUUCCUGUGGGGGGUCCCACCUCCAUCCAGCAGCAGAGACCUGGGCUGGUGGCUGGGACGACCCGAGCGGCUGCCCCCCAGCCUGGGAUUACGGUCCGUCCCCAGCAACAGACCACCAUCCAGCUGUCCCCUGGCUUCACCAUACCUCCAGGUUCGCUUAUCGUUCGGACAGAGACAAAUCAGCUGGUCCUGUUCUCUCAGCAGGUUCUGGCUCAGGCCAAGCUUCAGCAGGGCCAACCGAUGGUCACCCAGAGACCAGCAGCACCUCUAAGCAUGCCUAACAUCCGAGUCAGCACCGCCACCACGGCGCCUUCAGCCCCUCCAACCGUCCGCCUGGCCUCUCCCCCUCCCACCAGGAUUGUUCAGUCUCCCUCCACCACCUCUGUACAGGCGCUGACGGUACCGGCCGCUGCUGGGGCCGUGUCUGUUAGGAUGGCCACACCUCAGAAAACCUCCUCCGUGAUAACGGCAGGAGGGACCGUCAAACCUACCGGCGUCCCUACCACCCCUGUCACCGGCACCGCCACGCCCCCUCCCGCAGCUACGCCCAUCACCAGAGUCACGGUGGUGUCGCAGGAAAUGCAGGAAAACGUGAAGAAAUGCAAGAACUUUCUGGCCACGCUCAUCAAGUUGGCGUCCCACAACUCCCCGUCUCCAGAGACGUCCAAGAAUGUGAAGGCCCUGGUCCAGGACCUGCUCGAUGCAAAGAUUGAGCCUGAGGAGUUCACAUCUCGGCUGCAGGCUGAGCUGAAGUCCUCCCCACAGCCCUACCUCAUCCCCUUCCUAAAGAAAAGCCUCCCAGCUCUGCGUCAGACGCUCCUCAACAGCCAGCAGUCUCUGAUGACCACGCCGCCAAGCACCUCAACUCUGCCUCCCACCGGCUCCGUCACCGCUACCGCCAUCCGGCCGCAGUUGCCCGGUAACGCCGCAGGCAGCACCAUCCGUCUGACCCCACCCAUCACCAACACAUCGGCCGUGGCUGUGUGCAGGCCAGGACUCCAGUCUGUUCAGACUCACUCACCUGUUGUCAUCAGUCAGACACUCAGACAUCCAACUACACUCAUCAGAGGAACAGCAGUCAUAGCCGGGAAAACUCCUGUCCACCUGGCAGCUCAGUCCAAUCAGAAGAAACUGAGUGACCCAGGGGGCGGGACCUUCAGAGACGACGAUGACAUCAACGACGUGGCGUCGAUGGCCGGCGUCAACCUCAGCGAGGAAAAUGCUCGUAUCCUAGCAACCAGCUCCGAGCUCGUCGGCACUAAGAUCCGAUCCUGCAAAGACGAGUCCUUCCUGCCCACAGUCCUCCUGCACCGGCGCAUCCUGGACACGGCUAAGAAACUGGGAGUGACAGAGGUCCCGCUGGACGUGGUGAACCUGGUUUCGCACGCCACUGAGUCCAGGCUGCGCUCGCUGCUGGAGAAGGUUUCUAUCAUUGCUCAGCACCGCUCGGAUGGCGGAAAGGACGAAGAGCACUACGAGCAGACGACGGAUGUUCGCUCCCAGCUGAGGUUCUUCGAGCAGCUCGAGCGUAUCGAGAAGCAGAGGAAAGAUGAGCAGGAGCGAGAGAUUCUGCUGAAGGCCGCUAAGAGCCGGGCCCGGCAGGAAGAUCCAGAACAGAUUCGGCUCAAGCAGAAAGCAAAAGAGAGGCAUCAGCAGGAACAGGCUGAGAUAAGACAGCGAGACGCUAACCUCACAGCUCUCGCCGCCAUCGGGCCACGCAAGAAACGCAAGCUGGACUCGGGAGGCGGCGGUGGCGAGGUAUGA